AUGAGCAGCACUACUGAUGAGGACACGUUCACUGAUGAUGAAAGCUUCACUGAUGACGACACUGAAGAUAUCUACAUGAGGCCUCGAGUCAUUCCCUACGAAAUCUUCCUCAAGAUCAUCGAGGAGCUCAUCCGGCAAGCGGCAGACGAAUGCAUUGAACGUGACAUUUACAAUCUGUAUUACAAGGCCGAUGAAGAAUUCAAUCUCAGCAGAAGUAGCGAGAGUAAUGCACUCGCAACCUCAGCCUCCGGAGACGGCCGUGGUAGCCCAGGUGAAGGGAACGGCGACAGCGUGAAUCCCGACUCCAUCUCCAACGAUGAGACAGACCCCAUGGGCCACAACAACAAAUUCCACAUCAAAGGGGACCUGUUCGCACAACACGAGCGGUAUUGGCUCACUUGCGAUCUCGCCCAGAUCGACAGACGGACGAGAGCAAUGGUGCACCGGAGGUUCCGACGGUUCCCCGCCGCGCACAACUUCCCGCAGCCUCCGGAGGAAAUCAUCAUCGACAGCUGGAUGGACUUUGAGCGAGACGUGUUCAGGCCGCAGAUCCUCCGCGACGAGGAAUCGUCCCCCCUCAUCGCGGCGCGACAGCGCGGCCUCCGCCACGCCAUGCUCCACCCGACCCCGCGGCUCAGGGGGGUGCUUGACUACAUACAGCUGGUGGAGUUCCACAAUGUCGACUUCUUCAAGCAGGACAACAAGAACACCAUCGACGCGGUCCUGGCGCUGCCCAGCCUCCGGGAGCUGGUCAUUUACGCGGGGAGACUGGGUUACGGGUCGGGCAUAGACCAUUCUCACAAGAGGCCGAUGAGAAUAGACAAGGAAAUCUUCCCGGAGCUGGCUAGGUGGAAAAAGGCCCACGGCGACUCGUUCGAAGCCCUGUCGAAGCCGUUCAGAGACAGGAAAAUCGACAUCUUUGCGCGUGUAGAUGACACUGGAGAUUGUCUCCCGCUGUUGUACACGCCAGGUGGUAUUCGAGUGAUGAUUGAGGAGACUAUAUGCAGUUGCGACAAGGUCGUCUGGGUAUAUCCUAGUAAUGUCAGGGAGGAAACGCCGCCCAUGUAG
This is a messenger RNA of Colletotrichum truncatum, 1068 nucleotides long. RefSeq lists its product as uncharacterized. The record is from RefSeq and is a predicted model, not a curated record. NCBI's taxonomy places the organism in Eukaryota, Fungi, Ascomycota, Sordariomycetes, Glomerellales, Glomerellaceae.